CGGGCACUGCUGCUGACCCCUGACGUGAGGCUGCAGGAUUGCAAACAUGGCGGAGCCCUCUCUUGGGAACACGAGCCCAGGAGGGUCAGCAGGUUCAGACGACCAUGAUUUCGACCCUUCGGCCGACAUGCUUGUUCACGAGUUUGAUGACGAGCGCACACUGGAGGAAGAAGAAAUAAUGGAGGCUUCAGACGACACAAACAUCAAUGAGAUUGAGGACCUGGCGCGUGAAGGAGAAAUGCCUAUUCAUGAGCUUCUAAGUCUCUACGGCUACGGCGGCGGUUCUCCUGCGGAUGAUGAAGAGGAGGAGGAAGAGGAAGAAGAAGAAGAACCAGAAGAGGAUGAGGACGAUGACGACGAAGAGGAUGAAGCAGAUGAGAUGGACAAUGAUGAAAGUAGCAGAAGUACAGGGGAGCUGAAAAGAAAUGAGGUGAAAGGAGUGCAUAACUCAUCUGCCCAGGAUGAGCACGCCAAGGCCACCACUGAAGUGCGCACGCGCCCGGUUCGGUCUCUCGGUACAGCCGAACUUAUACGGCCGCAGAGACUCAAAUACUUUGAAAGUAAUAAUGAUGCAGAGGAGGAGUCGGAUGAAGAUGAGGAUUAUGUUCCAUCUGAAGACUGGAAAAAGGAAAUCAUGGUGGGGUCAAUGUAUCAAGCAGAAACACCAGCUGGCCUAUGUAAAUACAAAGAAAAUGAAAAAGUCUAUGAGAACGAUGACCAGCUGCUGUGGAACCCCGAGUGUCUUCCUGAAGACAAAGUGGUGGAGUUUCUGACCGAGGCGUCCAGAAGAACGGGAGAGGAGAAAGGGGUGGACGCGAUCCCAGAGGGGUCCCACAUCAAAGACAACGAACAGGCUUUAUAUGAACUAGUGAAGUGUGAUUUUGACACAGAAGAAGCUUUAAGAAGGUUGAGGUUCAACGUGAAGGCAGCCCGAGAGGAGCUGUCGGUUUGGACGGAGGAAGAAUGUAGAAACUUUGAGCACGGGCUCAAAGCUUAUGGCAAAGACUUUCAUUUAAUACAGGCCAACAAGGUGAGAACUAGGUCUGUAGGAGAUUGUGUGGCCUUUUAUUACAUGUGGAAGAAGUCUGAGCGUUAUGAUUUCUUUGCACAGCAAACCAGACUCGGCAAAAGGAAAUACAACCUUCACCCCGGUGUAACAGAUUACAUGGACCGACUGCUGGACGAGACGGAGAGCACGACGUCCAGCAGGGCGGCGUCGCCCCCUCCUACUGCGUCCAGCAGCAGUGCCAGCCAGUCAGAGCGAGAAGACGGGAGCAGUCAGAACGGCAUCACGGCACACAACUCCAGCCACCCAGCAGAAGCUCCUCCACCAGCUCCAGCCAUCCAAGUCAAAUUGGAGCCGGUCCAGUCCAACGGUCCGUCUCAUCCACCAGCAGAAGCUCCGCCCCCCGUCACAGACAACAACUCCAACGGCUGCAGUAAACCCAGCACUCCCAGUCACGACACCAACGGCCUGCCGGAGCCCACCGUCGACCACAAAGACACCACCCUGACGCCGGAAAGGCCCGCAAAGAAGUGCAGGCUGGAGGAGGCGGCGGCGGCUCCCAGCGAGGUGGAACCUUCCAGAACACAGGAGAACUGAUCCAGAACUGUGGUGUGGGUCACCGAAGAAUUAGGCUUUAAACUUCCCAGAGCAGAGACUCUGAAAGAAAAAAAGGUUCACGGACAGAAGUCGUCCUCCAGGAGGGGGCAGUAGCGAUCCACACCUCUCCACCCAAGUUUCUACAUGACCUUCUGACCUUCGUCUUUAUUCCUUUUUUUUCGGAGAACUGAAAUUUUGCCAAGAGUCUCUUUUUUUCCUAUUUGUACUCAAAGAAAAUAAAUUUCCAUUAAUAUUUUUUUACAGAACAGAUAUUUAUAUUUUUUAACAAGAUGUGUAUUUGCUGUUGAGGAAGUUUUAACGUGCUCAAGUUGUCCCAAAAAAAAAAAAAAAAACAAAACAGAAAAAAACCCAGGAGGAAACCGGCGAACAGACCAGAACACUUUAGUUGCACUUUGAUUGUAGGUUUGUCGUGGCACCGGAGUUCUGACGUGAGCCGACCUCCGCCUGCAUCGCCCUCACCAUCGUUCAGUCCCAAACUAAAUGAACCCAGGCUCGCCCCCUGCCGGUUUGUUUGUGUAAAGCAGCUGACAUCAGUGAUGUCCUGUACCGUAACUGAUGUAGAAGAUUGUUGUAUUUUUGCAUUCUCGAGUGAUGCGUUGCUUUCUACUAGACCGAAUGUCCGACCUUUAAUGUUUGUAUAGAUUUGACUUGCCGCAGUUGUUCGGGAUGACGGUCUCCAUUAUUUUUCGGGUCUUCCUUGUGAGCUGUACCAUUUGUUGCUUAGUUGUUUGUAAUGAAACGUAGCCAUUCCCGGUCGCCCUCAGCGGUCGCUCUCCCGGCCUGGCCGUCCUCGGUGCCGCCACCUAGUGACCUCCUGCUCAGACUGAGGCGACCCGUACUUUCAUUUCCUUCAGUUUUUUUUGUUUUCGUUCCUCCCAAUCACAACAUUAGAAGUGUAUUCCAAAAAUGACCGUGAGUGGAAUAACGUUGGCUAUAUUUAAUAAAUGUAUUAUUGAAUGGAAGUGGACAUUCGUUCCUGAAAUCAUUGACUAAAAAAAAA
Molecule: messenger RNA, 2624 nt
Organism: Synchiropus splendidus (mandarinfish)
Lineage: Eukaryota; Metazoa; Chordata; Actinopteri; Syngnathiformes; Callionymidae
Gene: mier1b
Product: mesoderm induction early response 1b, transcriptional regulator
Exons: 13
Coding region: 47-1603 (518 amino acids)
Biological process (GO): negative regulation of transcription by RNA polymerase II
Cellular component (GO): nucleoplasm
Molecular function (GO): transcription corepressor activity; histone deacetylase binding
Source: RefSeq, a predicted model, not a curated record